AUGUCCAUUAACGAACAGGCCCUCGGAAAGAUCGUUCACGAUCUUCAGAACAAGCUGCAGGAGGCCACCCGUAUGGUCGCCUCCGUCCAGGCCCAGAUCCAAUCCCGCGAGCGUGAAAAGCGUCUCUCAGAACUCACCAACAAGGAACUUUCUGCCCUCCAACCCGAUACUGUCACCUACAAGUCUGUCGGCAAGAUGUUCGUGCAGGAACCAUUGCCAGAGUUGACAAAGGAGCUGACCGAGCGGGCAACAGAGAUGGACAAGGAUAUGGCGGCAUUGGAAAAGAAGCGGAUCUACUGGGAGCGCAACAAGACCGAGGCCCAAGGGAACCUUGGCGAGCUCGUCCGACAAAUCCAGCAAGCACAAGCACCAUGA
Messenger RNA from Linnemannia hyalina, 375 nucleotides. NCBI's taxonomy places the organism in Eukaryota, Fungi, Mortierellomycota, Mortierellomycetes, Mortierellales, Mortierellaceae. The record is from the annotation of a GenBank genome assembly.